Ipomoea nil (Japanese morning glory) is the source of this 1123-nucleotide messenger RNA. RefSeq names its product protein STRICTOSIDINE SYNTHASE-LIKE 11-like. The transcript is spliced from 3 exons. Lineage: Eukaryota; Viridiplantae; Streptophyta; Magnoliopsida; Solanales; Convolvulaceae. Gene Ontology annotation, biological process: biosynthetic process. The coding region runs from base 37 to 1047 and encodes 336 amino acids. The record is from RefSeq and is a predicted model, not a curated record. Gene Ontology annotation, molecular function: strictosidine synthase activity.
UCAUCACCAUCUACUCUCAUCUCAUCUUCAAGCAAUAUGAAAUCACUAACAAUGUUCUGGAUUUCCAUACUAAUGUUCAUUUCCUCUCCAUAUGUGAUUCAUUCUCAGCCUGGUGUAGAUUUCCCAAUCAUUCUCAAUCUCCAGCAUGCCUCUGGCCCUGAAGACACUGCUAUUGAUCCACUAGACCAAGGAAUUUAUACCGGUGUUACUGAUGGCAGAAUCCUCAAAUAUCUGAAUGGGAAUUUCAAUGAUUUUGCUACCACAUCGCCUUACAGGACGAAGGAAAAAUGUGAUGGGAUCAACAUUACAAAUAUACGAGCCGAAUGUGGAAGACCAUUGGGUCUUGACUUUGAUCAUGCUCGUGGUGUGCUCUAUGUGACUGACAUGUUUUAUGGACUUCUAAAGGUGGAAAGAAAUAAUGGUGGGCUUGCAACUCAGCUAGCAGCCGGCGUUAAUGGCAGAAAUUUCAGCUUUAUCGAUGCUGUAGCCGUCGAUGAAUUAACUGCGGACGUGUAUUUCAUAGAUGCCGGCGACAUAUUCCGAUCACUCAACUAUACGCAAAUAGUGCAGAGCGGCGACACGUCGGGGAGACUGCUAAAGUACUCGGCGGCCAAGGGACAAGUAACGGUGUUGCUAAACGGGCUGUCGGGGCCUGCCGGGAUGGCAACGGACAUAGACCAGACAUUCAUUAUGAUCUCUGAGUACAUCGGACGCAGGAUUAUCAAGUAUUUCAUUAGUGGUCCAAAGGCUAAUACAACCCAGACCGUGAUGGAAAACCUUGAAGGAUAUCCAGACAACGUGAAGAGGGGGACAUUAGGGGGUUUCUGGGUGGCUUUGAACAUCCCUAAACCUCAGCAGCAGCCGCCGCCGCCUAUUCCUAUGACGGACUCCAUUGCGGUGAACUUCGACAUGGACGGCAAUAUUGUGAACACCAAGAAUGUGACUGAUACUUUUCCUAACUCAUUCAGUGGGUACCAAGAAUACUCUGAUAUAGCUUAUGUCGGAUCAUUACUGUCGGACUUUGUUGCUGUUUAUACCGCAAUAUGAAGUCUCCGUCUAGCUGCUUACAUAAAGUGAUUUCAAAUUUUAAAACCAAAAUUUAAAUCUUACUCUUUAAAUUCUA